UCAUGUGUUGAGCCUUUGAGGACGAAAAGCUUUUCCAUCUUCGGAUCACCGAACAAGGCGAACAUCCCCCCUUUUUCGAAGGUUUUUAUAAAUGGUGCCCUAACUUUACCAAUUCCGGCCCACAAUUUCUAACGCAAAUUUUGUUCAUUUUGAUCCAAAAUUCUUCAGAUCUCUUAUUAAGCUCCUUGAUUUGAUCUGCUAUUUUUUCAAUUCGACCUAUUCUCUGUCGAUCGAUUCCAAUUUUGUUCGUCGUUGUGGCCUGGAUUCGGUUAUUGGAUUAGGGCUUCGAAGAUCUUUGUAAGGAUCUUCGAUUUCGAGAGGGGUUCGCUUGAUAUUAAUCUAAGAUUUUAUAUUUAUCUACGUUUUGAUGAUUAUUUUAUUGAUUUUUUCAAAAAUUUGACAAUUUGUUGCUACUCUUUUAUCAUUUUUGUAUUUUUUAAAUUUCUUCCCUUGUUUUAAGAAUUCUUGUAUCUCUAAUUUUUUUUCCGUCUGAGACAAGUUUGAAUUCUUUCGCAUUAUCGUUUUCGUCCAGUCUGUGCUGCUUUCAAUUUCCCGGCGACGGUUUUGCGGGUUAAGAAUCCAUGUCAAUGGCUGUAAGAUUAAAGCAGUUGCAUGCUUGGGACCACCCAGCUGCACAGGAUAGGGGUGGGGAGGAGUUACAUUGGAAGAUACAUUGUUUCUCCUUAUGGUUUUGGAGGUGAGUAUGGUUCAUAAACGGCCUUUUGGUGACGAUAAUUCUCUUGAUGUUGUUUGUAAAUACGCAAGACAAGGGGAGCAUCCCGGUGAGCUUGGUUCGACUGUUCCUUCUAGUGAAGCUCCCCAUGAAGGUCAAGCAUCAGGUGCAGGCUUCUAUACUAAGCUUCAAGAUGAAGGGAUUCUUGGAAGUGCCCCGGUUCCUACAAUUCCAGAUGGCACUGACAGGGAAUUGGAAAAUAGUUCUGCUCGUAUUUCACAUUUCUUUCUGGUUAAUAGCAGAGUUCCCAAGUCAGAUGCAGCACUACAUCUAUCGUUUUUUCCAGAAUUUUUGGAACAUGGACACAAGCUAAGGGCUUUAAUUCAGUCAGAUGAGAUCUUUUCAUCUGUUGUAGAUCAUCCUCCUCAGAUUUCUAUUGGAGCAGAGCAUCAAGCUUAUGUUCCAGAGUGGGGCUCACAGGAUUGGACGAGCUCCUCUGAUAAGGUAGAUGGAUCAGAUCCUCAAGGUCCUGUUGCACAAGCUCUUGAUGAUGAUGAUGAAGGUAGCAUGGAGAAGCUGAUGGGAACUUGUAUCAUUCCUAUGCCUGAACUGGAAGCAUCAGCAAGUUGUUACCCUCAAGAUGGAGGAACAAAAAGCGAUUGUAAGUGCAUUGAUAGGGGUUCUAUCAGAUGUGUGAGACAACAUGUCGUGGAAGCAAGACAGAAACUCAAGGACAAUCUUGGACCUGAGAUAUUUGAGGAACUAGGGUUUUGUGAUAUGGGGGACGAGGUAGCGAAGAAAUGGACUGAAGAGGAAGAGGAAAGAUUCCAUGAGGUUGUCCUUUCUAAUCCAGAAUCUCUAGGUAAAAACUUUUGGGACCAUUUCUCUGCUGUUUUUCCUUCCCGAACAAAGAAGGACAUCGUCAGCUAUUAUUUCAAUGUCUUUAUGCUUCGCAAACGUGCUGAGCAGAACCAAUUUGACCCAGAAAACAUUGAUAGUGAUAAUGAUGAGUGGCAACAAAGUGUAGUUGGAGUAGUGGAAGAAGAUGAAGACUCUGUGGUGGAAUCUCCAACUAUUCAAGAUUCUGCUGCUUAUUCGCAGGACCCUGCAGGGCAUUGCCAUGGAAAUAUCGAGGAUGAGGAUGAAAAUGAAACUUCUAAUGAUGGUGCUGAUAUUGGUGCUCAUCAAAUCACAUACAAUGAAGACUAUGAGGAAAAUGUUGAAGAUAUUGGAGUUUCAAAUGUUGGGGUUUCUGCUGGUGAUGGUGGUGAUGAUGGUUGUUUGCAUUUUGGUAAUUUUAAACAAAGAAAUGGUGAUAAUAAUGAUAUUGAAGAUGACUCAUGCACUUCGUUUGAGUUUCAGCAAGACAAGGUUGAUUGCGGUCGUGCUUCUGACAUAGGAACAAAUGCAAAACAGUUCAAUCAGGAGCGAUAUGGUGGGUGACUACAUGUUUGUUCUGGUUUGUUUGUAAAUGUGGCUAGCUUUACAUGUUUGGAUGUUAAUUUGACAUGUGAAAGGAGUUGAUCUUAUUACUGAUUGCCUUUGGAAAGUAGAGAAUUACAGAGGAAGCUUUUAGAGCAGACACUGGCAAAACUACCACUUACGGCUGGUGAAUGCAGAGAAUUAAAGGCCUUUGAGUAUAAAAUUCUGCAGAUGUUUUUAAAAUGUGUUCCAAGGGGGGUGCCAUUGCACCAAUGUAAAGUAGUUUGUUGAACUUGGUUGAUGUCCUUGGUGUUGUCAAAGAAACUCCUGGGAACUUUAAUUCAGCUACAGGUAGCAAUAACAUUCAUGCAGGACACGAGUCGAGUUGUUUAUGUUCUCUGGAUGAGUACUAGGGAAAAUAAAGAUAUAUCGGCCUCAUGUCGACCGGGUUGAAGGCGGGUUCUUCAGUGGAGUCUCAAAUUGUAGGGUUUUCCUGGGGUAAUGUACUAAUGUUUGCUACUUGACAUGAAAAUUUGUCUUCUACUUUUCGUGUCCA
Molecule: messenger RNA, 2651 nt
Organism: Tripterygium wilfordii
Lineage: Eukaryota; Viridiplantae; Streptophyta; Magnoliopsida; Celastrales; Celastraceae
Exons: 4
Coding region: 686-2116 (476 amino acids)
Source: RefSeq, a predicted model, not a curated record